AAUGAUUGCUUCUAGAUGACUGGGAGAUUGCUCCUUAGCACCAUGAACAAGAUGAAGAACUUUAAGAGGCGUUUCUCUCUUUCUGUUCCUCGCACUGAGACCAUUGAGGAGAAUGAGUUUACUGAGCAGAUCAACCAGCUCAACAUACAGCACACUCAGGCGGACCCUCACAGAUUAACUGGGAUUUUUCCAGCUAUGACUGGUACCACCACCGGCACUGAGCCACGGAGGAUCAGCAGGCUUCUAAGGAAAAUGAGGGUUACGGUGGAUGACCUUGUGGCGAAUGGCCACCACCUCCUCAGUGACUCUGUGGACGAUGCGGUGGACAGUGGAUCGAGGCACAUGUUCAUCUCUCCUUCCUCUGUCCACCCAGUGUCCCUACUGAAGAACCUGAAACAUGCCAACAUCGUCACACUGCACGACAUCAUCCACACCGACCGCUGCCUCACUCUGGUGUUUGAGUAUCUUGACAGUGACCUUAAACAGUACUUGGACAACUGUGGGAAUCUCAUGAGCAUGCAUAACGUCAAGAUCUUCAUGUUUCAGCUGCUGCGUGGUCUGUCCUAUUGUCACAAGAGGAAAAUCCUCCACAGAGACCUGAAGCCACAGAACCUGCUGAUCAAUGAUAAGGGCGAGCUCAAACUGGCCGACUUUGGUCUGGCGAGGGCCAAGUCUGUCCCCACUAAGACCUAUUCCAAUGAGGUAGUAACUCUAUGGUAUCGGCCCCCUGACGUGCUGCUGGGCUCUACAGAAUACUCCACACCCAUCGAUAUGUGGGGCGUGGGCUGUAUCCUGUAUGAAAUGGCAACAGGUCGCCCCAUGUUUCCUGGUGCCACAGUGAAGGAGGAGCUACACCUAGUUUUUAGGCUCAUGGGUACUCCAUCAGAAGAGACCUGGUCUGGUAUCAGCAGCAAUGAGGAGUUUCGGUCUUACCUUUUUCCUCAAUAUAGACCUCAAGCGCUCAUCAACCAUGUGCCCAGGUUGGACACAGAGGGGAUCGACCUGCUGUCUGCUUUGCUGCUGUACGACACCAGAAGCAGAAUCUCCGCUGAAGCUGCUCUACGACAUCCCUACUUCCUGUGUCUAGGGGAUAACAUACACAAUUUGGCAGACACUGCUUCAGUGUUUUCCCUCAGAGAGGUGCAGCUCCAGAAGGAUCCAGGCCACCGCAGCUCAUUGUUUCAGCCUUUAAGUCGCGGAAAGAACCGAAGACAAAGCAUCUUCUAGAGGUCACAGAAGAGCAGCAGAGACACGCAGAGAAGAGAAGCUGCCUUUUCAGACCACAGCACAAAGGCCAACACAGCUCAGCACAUUCACAAGCAUGCUCACACAUGAAGUGCACAUACCUGCAUGUACACACAAACUCAUGCCCAUGGCAGCUGACCAUGGAGGCACACAGUGUUUCUGGAAUGUGUACUGCACUUGACAUGAUUGAGUUGAGACACACUUUCCCUCCACACACACAUACAGUACGCACAUUUGUACAAUCAGCAACACUGAACAUGUUGUCAUUACUUAGUUGCACACACCAGGGAUUUCAACCCAAGAAAAAAUGGGCUCCUAAAUGAAACUGCUCUGCUCUGUUAUAGUGUGCACAUACGCAAGCUUGUAUAAUUUCCAUUCAGAGCACACACAGAACUCUGACCAUCUAAGGUAGCUACCACACCUGGAACCAUCAUGCAGAUGCAGGUGUACAGAAGUUAGGGUUGUGGUGUGAGUGGAGGGCAGUUUAGUUUUAAGUUAAGUCUAAUGAGGUCCGUUUCUUUACAGAUUUUGCUAAAUGUUUGUCUUACUGACAUUUAGGCUUGUUUCUAAAACCAAGAUGUAGCUUAGAUACACUCUCUGAUUUUGUUAUAGCUUCCAGUGGCAACUCCGAUUUGGGAAAGACCUCCCAGUCAACAGUGACAGGGCCGUAGCUAGGAUUUAAAAAAAAUACUGAGGUCAUAAAUUCCCCAAAUGCACCCCUCAGCACCUUCAAACAGUUAUGAGGAGAAACAGCAGGUUUGUAAAUUUUGUUUUUUCAUAUUUUAUUUAUUCAGUUAACUGUUAAGAUGCACUUUGUCAGUUGUAUUUCCAAGCAUGAAAGUCCGUCAUUAAAUUAUCUGAGAGAAAUGUUAAAAAUGUCAUUUAUGUAUUAUUAUUAUGGCCUACAAGUAGUCAUAUAUAAACAUACUGAAUCAAAAUAUAUUGGAAUCAGCUUAUAAAGCUUACCAAAACUUCAAGACAAAAAAAGUAAUGGUGGACAAGACUUUCAAAUAACAAACUCAGGGUGUGUAUCUUUCCAAAGAGUUAAAACGUUGAAACUAUGUAUUGUAUAUUAUGACUAACUUAUGUCUUGAGGUUGUACAUAUACAGCAGUACAGACAUUGAAAUUGUAGCAAGCCAGUAGCUCUACUCACAUGAAGCUAGCAUUGAACCUAUGUACCAUAAAAUCUGACUCCAUCAUGAAGAUAAAACUCCAGUGUAAAAUGGAUUCACGCCGACAGAAUUGCCUUGCCACAGUGUCCGUGUUUCAACUCAGUUUUGUUCAAUACAGUGUUAACGGCUGAUUUUCACUCCAGUUUUUCAAGUUGCCUUAGUAAACUGUGUGUGAUACUUUGGGUUGUGAAUAAUAUAUAUUUUAUCUAGUGUAGCCAAUGUGUUAGGAGGCAUUUGCUUUGUGUGUGUAAAUAACUCACUAUGAGUAAGUAUGUAUUUCUUAGUCACCUAUUUGCACAAACCAGAAGUGUCCUCUGAAGCCUGCUCCCUUCCCUUUGUGUCUUACAUGGUCCCAAAAUAUGACUCCCAUAUUGUCACAAAACCCCUUAAACCUAGACCAGUAAACUGGGAAAGUAUGUCCUAUAGGUACUUUCUAGUAGCAAAUUACUCUCAGUAGGACUGAAACUACCCCUAAUAUUUUGCACAGCUCUGUUGCAUUGCUGUGGAGCAGCUUUUGGAUGUAGGACCACAAUAGGCAGUGUAUAAAAGUACGUACAGUACAACUUUAGAAAGUAUACAUAUCUGCAGAUGUGAAAAAUAUGAAUUUUCCUUAUCUUAUGUCCUCAAAGUUCAAUUGUUACUGUGACUGAUCCCAGAGUUUAUGCUUAUGCCCUAGAAGAUGAAAUGAUCUGCAGACACAGAUCAAGACAAGAGCUUGUGGCUAAGCUAUGCUCUCUUCUGUCCUUAAUCUGCCCUAACUCCAUCUCCAUCUUCUCCUUCCUUGUCCAGUGCUGCUGAGAACCAGCUGAAGUUUCCAUGUAAGCCAAUGGCGUUGAGGCCACAUUAAUAAAUGGUGAGGUGUGAUCAAGGUUGUCUGUUAAGUUAACGGUGCAAUAUACAAGAGAAACAAAAGGUCUGUGUGGAAUACAAUAGUGGUUCCUACUGCCAUCAUUGUAGCAUUUGAAAUGGUAGUAUUCCAGUAGCUUGUAGGCCAUGUUGACUCAUAACUCUAAGGCUGUUUGUAUGACUCUUGCGCUGGGCUCUGAAAACAUGCAUGCACUGGUGUAAACCUUCAUAAUGAUGUAAACGCCUCCUGAAAUUUGAAACAUUGUAUUCUGCAUUGGUACCGACUGUGCAUGGCUCGUUGGAGCAUCCCCAGCGCCCAGUACAGUCUCAGAGAGCAAUGGUAAAUGGUAUGCACUUGUAUAUCGCUUUUCUAGUCUUCAGAAGGCACAAAGUACUUUACACUUCAUUACAUCCACCCAUUAACAUACAUUCAUACACUGAUGGCAGAGGCUAAGGUGCUAACUGCUCAUCAGAAACAAAAAUUCACAGCAAUUUGGGAGCAAAAACAUUAGCAAUUUGGGGUUCAGUAUCUUGCCCAAGAUCAUGCAGAUUGGGGGGAGCAGAGGAUGGAAUCACAGAUAUUCUGAUAAGCCUGCGACCAACUUUACCUCCAGCCAAAGCUGACCCAAUAGCAAUUCCCAUACAGAGAGGAGCACAACUUAGUGAGGCUGGCAAGCAAGGAAGGCAAAACACACCAAGCAUGCCACAUUUGCCCAAAAGGGAAAAAAUAGCAAGAACACACUCACACUCAAACCGAGAGUCACGGCAGGGGGGUCAUGACAAACUCACACCAGUAUAUACACAUUAAUUGCUGCGGACAGUGCACACACAACCACAAUGGAGAUCAUGAGCAGGGCCACGUUUCAGAAAACGGGAUUAGUGAAAAUAUGUUGUUAAGCCUGAGAUGAAGGAAACUCAGGGUUUUCUGUGCUGAGCUGAGGAAGCCUUUCGGACGAGAGGCAAAACGUCUUAAAGAAAUCUACUGCAAGUCUGCAGCACUUUGAUUUAGCACUUCUUGAUGACUGGAUCCACUGAACUGAACAGGUCGUCAAGUAAGAGCAAAUAAAUGGCACCUUGAGACUGUCUGGAACACAGAGGUAGAGAAGCUGACCAGUAACCAGAGACUUGUUGGUUUGACCCUCAAAAGCCAAGCAGUCGAGCCCUAAAGAUCUCCAGCACCAGACUGAUUUGAUAGUCACAUAUGUGCAGGUCAAGGGGGUUUGUGUUGAGACAAAUGUCAGUGAGAGUUAAAUGGCCGCUGAAAGUUUUUCUACCUCUCAAAGUAAAUUAGGUUGUUGGAAGAAUUAUGUAGUGACGACCCAACCCUCUGUUCACCUGCCAGCGAGUGCAAGCAGAGGUGGAGGCAACAAGGAGAGAAAUUCAGGGCGAACCGGCUGGGGCUUUAGAGGGAUGUAUAGCUGUUGAUGUUCCACUUCCAAACUCCCCGCUCCUUCCCUAAGUGGCAGAAGUAUUACUGUGUGUUUAGUUGUGGUAAAUUAAGCUAUUUUAAAUACUAUAAUUAUAAAGAAAUAAUAUAUAUGUAUUUUAACAGAUGUUUCAUCUUUCUCAGUGAGUUUUAUGCCAUUACAAAAUAGAGCACUGUAUUUAAAAUAAAGGAAAAAACCUGCAGACGAUGUCUAAAUGUUUUAUAAAAGAUAUGUUUAGAUUUUGUAUAUGAUGUGAUAUUUUGUGUGAUUUGUCUACACUGUUAUAAAAUGAGAAAUUGAAUGUACUGUGACUGACAACAGGAAUAAAAAUGAUUGAACAACUGAUUAAUUAUUGAAUGAAUAAACUAUUGAAAUUCUGUAACACA
Messenger RNA from Micropterus dolomieu (smallmouth bass), 5077 nucleotides. It is a transcript of the gene cdk18, whose product is annotated as cyclin dependent kinase 18. The transcript is spliced from 14 exons. The record is from RefSeq and is a predicted model, not a curated record. Lineage: Eukaryota; Metazoa; Chordata; Actinopteri; Centrarchiformes; Centrarchidae. Bases 16 to 1227 code for a protein of 403 amino acids. Gene Ontology annotation, molecular function: protein kinase activity; ATP binding. Gene Ontology annotation, biological process: protein phosphorylation. Gene Ontology annotation, cellular component: nucleus; cytoplasm.